Panonychus citri (citrus red mite) is the source of this 2747-nucleotide messenger RNA. Its product is annotated as pituitary homeobox homolog Ptx1-like. Gene Ontology annotation, cellular component: nucleus. NCBI's taxonomy places the organism in Eukaryota, Metazoa, Arthropoda, Arachnida, Trombidiformes, Tetranychidae. Gene Ontology annotation, molecular function: RNA polymerase II cis-regulatory region sequence-specific DNA binding; DNA-binding transcription factor activity, RNA polymerase II-specific. The transcript has 4 exons. The record is from RefSeq and is a predicted model, not a curated record. The coding region runs from base 415 to 2205 and encodes 596 amino acids. Gene Ontology annotation, biological process: anatomical structure morphogenesis; regulation of transcription by RNA polymerase II.
CAGUAAAUUUCUCUCUCUCUCUCCUCUUUCUUUUUCUCUCUUUUGGACUUUUAUUUUUUCUUCCUAGACUUUUAUUCAUUACAAACAAUAAUAAAGUAAAGGAAACACAAAAAAAAAGGUAAUAACAAACAAAUAAACAACAUCGACCAACGAUAUCAGCAAGUGAGACUGAGAGAGUGAGAGAGCCAAAGUUUCAUCUUCAUUGUCUCUUUGUUUUUUUCUUCAUCUUAAUCCUUUUGUCAUCAUCUUCAUCCCUUUGGAAACGAAAACACUGUCAUGAGAGUCUUUAAAGUUUACCCUGUUAAUUGUUGUUGUUUUUAUCAACAUAUUUAUCAUCAUCAGAGUAAUAAAUAUCAUCAGAAGGAGGAAGAGAAACAAGAAAACCGUUAUUUCAUUAGUUGCUGCUAUUGAUAAAUGGAUUCCCUUUCAUCGGAUCCAUUGUGUUUACAAGAUUUAGUUGGUCCAUCACAAUCAUCGUCAUCCUCAUCAUCCCAAGGAGUUCAUCAGAAUACAUCAUCUUCUUCAUCAUCUUCAUCGACAACAGCAUCUUCAGCUUCUCCAGUGUCAGUAUCAGCUUCUUCAUCUUCCUCUUCAUCCUCAUCUUCAACCACAACUUUACUUGCAUCACUUGCAGCUUCAUCUUCAGUUGAAAGUUCAGCCCAACAGGCACAAGGUCAAAGCUCAACAUUAUCACCAUCAGUGACUCCAACAGGAAAUCUGAGUGAUCAUCUUCAUCACCAAACCUCAAACACUACAACGGGAUCAUCUUCAACCCCUUCAGUGUCAGGUGUAGGAUUAACUCAUCCUCAUCAGCAACUAAUAUCUUAUCAUCAGCAUCAACUUCAUCAGCAGCAACAACAACAGCAACAGCAACAUCAACAACAACAACAACAACAACACCAUCAACAUCAAGUACAUCUUCAGCUUCAACAUCAUCAUCAACAACAACAACAACAACAGCAACAACAACAACAUCAACUUGUACCUUCACCAACAACAGUUCAUCACCACUCCCUUCAUUCAACACAACAUCAACAUCACCACCAAUUGGUUACAAUGCAACACGCCCUCCAUUCAACUGUUAAUGCCAUCAAUUCACCACCUUCCGGUUUAACUGGUAAUGGUGGUGGUGGAGGUGGUCUGGGUGGAGGAGGAAAUGGUGGUAAUUCUGGCUCAGUUGGUCCACACCAUCCUCAUCAUACUCACCAUCAUCAUCAUCCUCGGACUUUAUCAUCAGCCCAAUCUAUUCAUUAUCCUAGUGCUCAUCAUGUUUCAUCACUUUUCUCAUCAAUUUCUGGGGCACCUUCACCCUCCACCAUUACCUCAACCCCAUCAACUCAUCAUCCACAUUUUUACACUCACCCAACUCCCGGUUUCCCUCAAAAUGUUUCCGCCGCCGCAGCAGCAGCCGUAGCUGCAGCUUCUUCUUCAGUGUCACAAUUAAACUCAAAUUUAACUCGAUUACCUCCCCAUCACCUUGAUUCAAAUGGAGGUGGUAACGGGGGAGGUGGUGGGUCAGGUAGUCCAUCAACAACAACUCCACUACUACAUCAAUCUCCUUCAUGUUCAACAACAGUUCCUGAUCAAUGUAAAAAACGACCAGAUAGUGGUGAUGGAAUGGAUAAUAAACCCACCCAGAUAUCAAGUAUAACCGGAAAUGAUAGCGAGGAAACGGAUGGUGAAGACUCGAAGACAAAGAAACGGACUCGACGACAGCGAACUCAUUUUACUAGUCAACAGUUACAAGAGUUAGAGACAGUUUUUAAUAGGAAUCGAUAUCCGGAUAUGUCAACUCGAGAGGAAAUCGCAAUGUGGACCAAUCUAACUGAGCCCAGAAUCAGAAUUUGGUUCAAAAAUCGUCGAGCCAAAUGGCGGAAACGUGAACGUCAUGUAGUCGUAGAUGUAAAAAAUAGCCUUGGGUCACAGUUUAACGGACUAUUACAUUCAUCUUUCGAGGAAGCUGCUGCCCUUUACACAGGCUGCUCUUCUUAUACCAAUUGGGCUAAAAUCGCAGCUCCACUUCAAUCGCAAGGAUUUUGGAACAGCUUUGGUAACUCUGUUGGCCCGUUAACUGCAACCGCUCAAGGUGUUUCCUGUUUCGGAGAAACACCAACUUCCGGCCUGAAUGGUACCUUCCAAAAUACUGGUAACAAUUAUUACAAUCCAGCAAAAACACCAAAUUCAAUAAACAGUUACACAGGGUAGAGAUUAAGAGAAACAGAGAGAAAGGAGAUUAAUUAAUAAGAUUAAUCAACUUAAACAAAACCAAAUCAACAACAAUUUAACACGUCAAAAGAAAACCAAAAAACAAUCAAAUCAUAUUUCAAUUUUAAUCCAACUUACAAUCAACAAUAUAUAAAAAAAAAGUCAAUCAAUUCAAACAUAAUCAACUAAAUGAUAAUAAUAAUAUAUCACAAUUUAAUUAACUAUUAUUAUUAUUAUUAUUAUUACCAAUUAAUAUUAUUACUAUGUCAUAAUCAUCAUCAACCAAAUUAUAAUUAAGUAAAUCAACCCUUUCAAAUAAGAGAGAAAGAGAGAAAGUCAAAAAUUUAUAUAUUAUUUUGAAAGUUUAUCAACUUUUUUUGGUGAGAAAACAAAAACGGAAACGGAAACGAUGCUUUGAUAUUUGAUUUUUUUAUUUAUCAUUUUGAAACGUUUAUCUCUUAAUUGUCACAAUUCAACUCUUUUGAUUAUAUUUUGUUUAUAUAUUUAUGAUUAUAUGUUUGAUUUAUUUGUUUCUUUUCUUA